GUAGUUGUCAUGAGAAGAGCGCUGAGGGAAACUAAUUCCGGGGUUGCCAUUGCGUGUUGAAGUGGCCAUCUGACUGUACUUUUGCUGGUAUUAGCGUCUCCUUGGUGUGUCCUGUGCUGGGAAUUGCUCCUCACUCCAGAAAUGGGGGUGCUAAAGGACGGCUUCUCAGGUCAGAAGUGUAGACGGACAGAGUUUCCUGAGCAGGACCGUGGUCGAUGACAGUAUUGUGCGCAGUUUGAUCGAUUCAAAGGAGGUCGUUGGGCGAAAGCCCACGUAAAUGGUCGGAGCUACGGUGCAUUCAUGUACCAUGAAGCCGCUUGCUGUCCAGGAGCCUCUCCAGAUCUCCAGUACUUUGGCGAAUAUCACGAAUGUGAAGUUUCAGGCGGCAAGCUGCGGAUCGCAGUGGACUGGGGUCAUGCGGUCGGCCAUGAUUGACAGAAUUGAAAUCCUUUCAAGGACUUGUCAAUCAGCUCGUGCAAUUUCGUUACCUGGUGUGAGCAGAUGGGAGGAGGGUGGGCUGCGAUCACCCCCUUCGCCCAAAGCCAAGACUUUGGCUUACUGGCCGACACUUCGACGGAAUUUUUCUUCGACGUUGCGGGUUUCUUUACUGCCAGUGCAAGCGGCCAGCAGUGUUCAGAUUGCAAGCACAAUAUUCACGCUUGGCACGGCGUUUGUUGUGCCCUUUUACACUGCCAUGAUUAUAGCUCCGCAGCGGCAAUGGACCAAGAAGCUUAUGGAAAGUGAAUUACCCUUUUUGGCGAUGGGCGCGAUGUACCUCUACCUGAUGACUCUGUCAUGGACUCCCGAAACUGCGGGUCUCAUGUUUGCAAGCAAGUACUAUCUCCCCGAGCUGCCAGGCAUUACGCGCAUGUUUUCAAGCUCCAUUACUGUGGCCUCAGCUUGGAUCCACUUGCUUCUAGCUGACCUUGCCUGUGCUCGGUACGUAUAUCUGGAUGGUCUAAAGCUCAAAGUGGAGACGCGCCACUCGCUUGUAUUCUGCCUGAUGAUGUGUCCUGUCGGGAUCAUUUCUCAUGUGAUCACCAAGGAGGUCGCCAGAAGAAUCCGAGAUUGAAAAUCUCUCCGGUAGCUUUGAGAAGAAAUUGAAUUAUUUAUCAGAAAAAGAACUCUUGUUCGACCUAAAUUAUCGGUCAUAUAAUCGGUAUGUAUAGGUAUGAAGCAUUGAGGUUAUCAACGCUUGUAUAGUUUUGCAGGAAAGUUCCUAUGGUUUAGAAGUAGAACAUGAUAGCUUAAUGUUUGUAUGGAAGUGAAGGUGAAAGGUUAUGGUACAACUCUACAAUUUACAGGCGGUGGCCGUUGGUACUUGUGAAACGUGUUAAGAACAGGCGCCUGAGGUAUCACAGAGUUUUAACUUUUCAGCUCUAUGAGAGAAAUCCACCCCUUUUCUACACUUCCAUGCCAGUGGCUAGCAAAUGCACAAGAUCUGUGCGACAGUUUCCAGGGAAGAAGCCACUGAUCUUUGUUUUCGUUCUCGGUAGUCUCACUCUGUCUAACUAGACAUCGAAAGGACCCAGAUUGAGCAAAUGUUUUUAACUUCAUUUUAUUCCUCCAGAUUAUCCGGUCCUUCACUCGGCACAAUGUCGGUGGCAGCCCAGCUGACAAGGGAACUACAUUGGCAAACAGCACCAGUAAUUGAGUUUGAUUCUUUAUUGAAAUGCAAUCUAACUGGAAUUACAAAGUGAUUCCCAUGCCACUCCGUACAAUUUCAUCAUCAUAAAUGGCUUGGGCACCUUCUUCAAAUUCAAAUGUAGAUUUUGAAAUUGUACAUUAUUAGUAUUUUUGUUUUUGUUUUCUCCAGUGGGACCAGGGAAUUUCACGUGAUAUUUGAAGGUUGUGUUCAGCCUGUUCCAAGUGUAGGAUAGUAGGAAAUUGAAUCUGGUAGGUUUAAAUUUAAACUACCGAUUUACAGCAGUUCGAUGAAAGUAUUUUGUACUUCGUAUGUAAAAAGAACAUUUUCAAACACGAAGACAUUUACUGCGUAA
Molecule: messenger RNA, 2000 nt
Organism: Physcomitrium patens
Lineage: Eukaryota; Viridiplantae; Streptophyta; Bryopsida; Funariales; Funariaceae
Product: protein ABA DEFICIENT 4, chloroplastic
Source: RefSeq, a predicted model, not a curated record